AUGCCACUACUGCUGUUCAAACCACUCAUUGAGAACCUACGAGCGUGGGAGGCAAUUCGGCCAUCAGAUGGGCUAGGAUCAAAUACAGGCUUCUCUAUAGGCGCCGGCUCUUCGACAGGCGCAGUUCCUCCGCCGCAUGCAGGUUCCUCGACCGGCGCAGGUACCUCACGUUCUCACCCACCAAGUGAAGGGUUCCCACCAAGACAACCAGAAGCGAGACAACCCGGUAAUGCGAGAGGCAUGGCAACAGGGUCGGAUGUUGCACCGAGUUCUAUGCCACAAACGAGACCUCCUGCACCAAGAGGACGUGCAGGGCUAGAGUUCUGCACAUCUUCAGGAAUGAAGAUUUGGUUCGUGACAGCGUGCCUACUUAUUGCAAAGAAUACACAACACCACAAAGCAACGUUGAAAAACUUCGUAGAGACCCUCGCCACCCUCGCCACGAAGUACAAUAAAAGGCUACCCCCUCCGCGUGCUGAUAUGAACCCUAAUUUACUUGCAGACGUGGAUGCGGAUGCAGAACGCAGACCUUCACAAUGGUGCCUGGUUCAAGUACUAGACGAUGAGACUUCUAAUCGAUUAAAUAGCGCCAAUCUCACACCUGAAGAGUCACCAUGUAAAUCACUUACUUUGAACCACGUAGAAGGACCACUGCAACAGCACAAACUGAUCUCCCCUGUGUUCAAUGUGUUUCCUGGUUCACCGUGGCGGCAGAGUGAGAACGAGUUUUGGAGAUAUCUUUCGAAUCAUUGCCAUAUUGAGGGAGAGGUAUACCAUGGUACUCAUGUUCAUGUCUUCAGGACGCCUAACAUCAAUGCGAAAGAGGGUCAGCGCCUGGCCUUUGCAAUCCUCCAAUCUGAAACAGCAAUUGAGGCUUUGGUGCCAGACCGUGCGGGCCAUCCAGAUGCUAGGAGUAAUUGGCUACAUAGCGAGUUCCUUGCACGGCAAGCAAGAUCUCGACGCGACGUCAUAAGUUUUGUAGAGCACCAAUAUUGGCGAUGUGGUCUGCCUACAACUAUGCAGUGUCACGAUAGCUGUGACCAGAAUUUUUGUUGGAACUUUCGAAGCUAG
Messenger RNA from Endocarpon pusillum Z07020, 1071 nucleotides. RefSeq lists its product as uncharacterized. The record is from RefSeq and is a predicted model, not a curated record. The coding region runs from base 1 to 1071 and encodes 356 amino acids. The transcript has 2 exons. Lineage: Eukaryota; Fungi; Ascomycota; Eurotiomycetes; Verrucariales; Verrucariaceae.